GUGCGAGUGUCACACAAACGUCGUCGUCACAUGGGAGAAAGGAAAGGCGUAAACAAGUACUACCCUCCAGAAUGGGCUCCCGAAAAAGGCUCACUGAACAAAUUUCACGGAACUCAUGCUCUAAGAGAAAGAGCCAGGAAACUUGAUCAGGGCAUUCUUCGAAUAAGAUUUGAAUUGCCAUACAACAUUUGGUGCAAUGGAUGUGGAAAUCAUGUGGGAAUGGGUGUAAGGUAUAAUGCUGAUAAGUCAAAAGUUGGAAACUACUAUUCCACUCCUAUUUGGAAAUUUCGAAUGAAAUGUCAUCUUUGUGACAAUUACAUUGAAUUUCAAACUGAUCCUAAGAAUUGUGAGUACAUUGUGUUAAGUGGAGCCACACGUCACAACCAGCGGUGGGAACAGCAGGAUAACGAGGGACAUGUUGUUGACAAAGGGGAGAGUUUCAAAAUGGCUGAAGAUCCAAUGUACAAGUUGGAGCAUGGUAUAAAGGAUCAAAAGAAAGCAAACGAAGAACAGCCGAGACUGAGUCAACUUGAGGACAUGCAGUUAGCCAACAAGGAUGACUUUGCUGUAAAUCAGCUGUUGAGGAAGAAAUUCAGAGCAGUAAAGAAAGACAGAAAGAAAAGUGAAUCUAGAGACCAAAUCUUACUUUCCAAAGCCUCCCUCAACAUUCCUCUAGUUGAAGAGAAUCCAGAUGAUGUUCAGUUAGCAACAACUGUCAAGUUCCACUCACAGUUUGAACGACUAAAAGACAAACGUCAUGCACUCAAGCUGCAGUCUAUUUUCAGUAGCCAGAAUCGAUCUAGAUCCAGUCAUCUGGUGUCUAAACUAGGAGUUGUUAAUCACCGGAACUUUAAACCAUUACUUGGAACACAAGAAGACACAGCAGUAAGUGGUGUUGUCAGGAAACGAAAACACUCGCAACAGCACGAAAAUGUGAGCCCACAUAAGGCAACGGACACAUCUUCUGUACAAACUUCAGUUGUAUUCGGAGAAACGUCAUUAGUAUCUGAUGAAUAUGGAAGUAACACAGAUUCUGAUUCAUAAGUAAAUGUAUUAGCAUUAAACAUAAAAUGGUUUAAUAUUAAAGGUGAACAUAAUACUGACGUGGCAUUGGAAGUAUUGGGUCAGGUUAAUUAAUAGUUAUGUUGCUUGUUCUUUGUUACGGUUGAUAUUGGCUGGCUUGGGCA
Molecule: messenger RNA, 1187 nt
Organism: Corticium candelabrum
Lineage: Eukaryota; Metazoa; Porifera; Homoscleromorpha; Homosclerophorida; Plakinidae
Product: probable splicing factor YJU2B
Exons: 10
Coding region: 31-1044 (337 amino acids)
Biological process (GO): mRNA splicing, via spliceosome
Cellular component (GO): U2-type spliceosomal complex; post-mRNA release spliceosomal complex
Source: RefSeq, a predicted model, not a curated record